UAUAAAGUUGUACUUAAAGUUGUACUGCGCAUGCGCGGUAUCCCUACGACUUGCCGUCGAAAGCGCAAGUGUUUGGAAAGGAAACAUGUCAUAUGUGGCGUCGCUGUGCUGCGCAGCUUCGUGGCUUCUGCCGACCGCUGCUGCCUGCGAGGCCGCCAAGAGAAGCGCACAGCCGGCCAUGAGCAUCGACGAGCUACCGUCUCUAUACACCAGACCCAAGGAGGAUCAGAGCUGCGUGGAUCCAAUGGUGGCGGUGGGCCAGAUGGAACAGAGCGUGGCAUCACUGAGGAAAUGGGCGGAACCGUAUACAGAUCAAUGCCAGAAAGUCGGACGGACAGCGGCCGACAAAGUUGAGGAAGUGUACAAAAGGGUCGAGCCCGCCAUCACCGCAUCCACCGCUGCAGUCACAGACAUGUACCAGUUGUUUAGCACUCCGCCCUCUGAUCUGUAUCCCAGCGUGGCGGUGGUGGGCUUCUCAGGCUUGCUGGGACUCUACUUGGCCAAAGGGUCAAAGGUGAAGCGUGUGGCGUUUCCACUGGGCCUCAUGGCCCUGAGCGCCUCCAUGUUCUACCCUCAACAAGCCUCUUCUCUAUUCAAGGGGGGUCAGGACUCGGCGCGGGUGUGGGUUCAGAGCGGACGCGUCGCCGUGGAAACACUAUGGAAAGAGCCGCCAUUCGGCAAACAGAAGCCCGAGAAGACGGAGCGGCAGGAGGGCGGCGGCACGUCCAGCUGAAGCCAGACAAGUCUCACACACACACGCGCACUAAAUCACCAUUAGUUAAAAUUUAAAUUUAUUUUAUUUUCCUUCAGCGUACACAGGAACAUGAAUGCUCAGAACUGUUAGAACUGCUCAAGUGUAUUUCCAUUAAUUAUGAAUGAUUUAAUAUCCACAAGUCGCUGAUGGUGUAGUGGUACACACGCUGGACUUGUGUGUGUGGGCAGCUUGGCAUCGAUUUCCCACUCGAUGACGGUGUGGAUGUGGGUGUGAAUUAUCGUUUGUCUCUAUAUGUGCCCUGGGACUGACUGGCGACCAAUUCAGGGUGUCAGCUGGGAUAGGCUCCGGCAACUCCCCUGUGACCCUGUUCAGAAUAAUCGGGUGUCGAAAAUGAAUUGAUAAUAUUCACAAGACACAGAUGGCAGUUAUGUGACAAAAGGUCCAUGUCAACGUUAGAAUGAACUUCACCGCUGAAAGUUUUUUUCUUUUUAACGUAAUAAUAAAGGACACAUACAAUAUA
Hippocampus zosterae (dwarf seahorse) is the source of this 1235-nucleotide messenger RNA. RefSeq names its product MICOS complex subunit MIC26-like. Gene Ontology annotation, biological process: cristae formation. Gene Ontology annotation, cellular component: MICOS complex. The transcript is spliced from 9 exons. Bases 86 to 733 code for a protein of 215 amino acids. Lineage: Eukaryota; Metazoa; Chordata; Actinopteri; Syngnathiformes; Syngnathidae. The record is from RefSeq and is a predicted model, not a curated record.